Haliotis rufescens (red abalone) is the source of this 5183-nucleotide messenger RNA. Its product is annotated as universal stress protein in QAH/OAS sulfhydrylase 3'region-like. NCBI's taxonomy places the organism in Eukaryota, Metazoa, Mollusca, Gastropoda, Lepetellida, Haliotidae. The record is from RefSeq and is a predicted model, not a curated record. The coding region runs from base 116 to 592 and encodes 158 amino acids. The transcript has 4 exons.
GGUUACAGAGUCCCGCGAUCUGAAAGAAGGAGAUUGUUCGGUGUUUGUGCACUGUUGUUGAGUGUUGGGUCGCAUUGAUACUAUUUACGUGCGUCAAUAUCUUCAAGCUGCUGACAUGGCGACAGAGGAGGCGAGAAACGUGGUCAUAGCCGUAGAUGACAGCGAAUUCUCGGAAUAUGCAUUCGACUUCUACAUCCAACAUGCCCACCGCGGCUCCGACCACAUCAUACUGGUGCACGUACCAGAGUACUAUCACUUGACUCAGGCCCCAGCCUUGCUGACCGAUCCAGUAGUUGUGGCAGAGCUGAUUAAAGAGGAAGAGGUCAAGGUCAAACACCUAGUGGAGAAAUACAGUGAGAAGAUGAAGAAAAUACAUGUGGGCGGCAAGGUCAAACAGAUGACUGGCAAGGUCGGGGAGGCAAUUGUCGAGGCUGCCAAGGGAGAGAAUGCUGCAAUGAUCGUUGUCGGGACUCGGGGCAUGGGGAAGAUUAGAAGAACGUUUCUGGGCAGCGUCAGCGACUACUGUCUACAUCACUCACCAGUGCCGGUACUUGUGUGCCGGCAUAAACCAGUGUCCGAACACAAGAAAUAGGUCAUCAAGUCCUAAUAUGGGCAUGUAAUCAAGUACUCAUGUUUCCCAAUUAAAAAGCAGAAUACACUACUAUGAAGAGAGUCAAUGCAAAAACUACUUAGAAAGUAAAUAGGGCUGGGUGAUGGUUUGAAACAAGUAAUAGGACCACGCCCAUAUGUUGUGAGAUUUAAAUAAGUGUGCGUCCACCAAAUGUCAUAUCUUGUGAAGUGAUCAAAGUCUGUAGUCCCAAGGCACCUACUCCAUUCACAGAUGUGAGCCAGUCACACGAACAGGUUGUCUGUGAUCUGGUGUGACACACACACACACAAGCUUGUCACACAUUCAUGUGGUCUGUGAUCUGGUGUGAAAGAGACAAAUUUGCCACACAUCCAGGUGGUCUGUGAUCUGGUGUGACAGACACAAGUUUGUCACACAUCCAGGAUGUCUGUGAUCUGGUGUGACAGACACAAGUUUGCCACACAUCCAGGAUGUCUGUGAUCUGGUUUGACAGACACAAGUUUGCCACACAUCCAGGUGGUCUGUGAUCUGGUGUGACAGACACAAGUUUGUCACACAUCCAGGAUGUCUGUGAUCUGGUGUGACAGACACAAGUUUGCCACACAUCCAGGAUGUCUGUGAUCUGGUGUGACAGACACAAGUUUGCCACACAUCCAGGUGGUCUGUGAUCUGGUGUGACAGACACAAGUUUGUCACACAUCCAGGAUGUCUGUGAUCUGGUGUGACAGACACAAGUUUGCCACACAUCCAGGAUGUCUGUGAUCUGGUGUGACAGACACAAGUUUGCCACACAUCCAGGAUGUCUGUGAUCUGGUGUGACAGACACAAGUUUGCCACACAUCCAGGAUGUCUGUGAUCUGGUGUGACAGACACAAGUUUGCCACACAUCCAGGAUGUCUGUGAUCUGGUGUGACAGACACAAGUUUGUCACACAUCCAGGAUGUCUGUGAUCUGGUGUGACAGACACAAGUUUGCCACACAUCCAGGAUGUCUGUGAUCUGGUGUGACAGACACAUGUUUGUCACACAUGCAGGUGGUCUGUGAUCUGGUGUGACAGACACAAGUUUGUCACACAUCCAGGAUGUCUGUGAUCUGGUGUGACAGACACAAGUUUGCCACACAUCCAGGUGGUCUGUGAUCUGGUGUGACAGACACAAGUUUGUCACACAUCCAGGAUGUCUGUGAUCUGGUGUGACAGACACAAGUUUGCCACACAUCCAGGAUGUCUAUGAUCUGGUGUGACAGACACAAGUUUGCCACACAUCCAGGAUGUCUGUGAUCUGGUGUGACAGACACAAGUUUGCCACACAUCCAGGAUGUCUGUGAUCUGGUGUGACAGACACAAGUUUGCCACACAUCCAGGAUGUCUGUGAUCUGGUGUGACAGACACAAGCUUGUCACACAUCCAGGAUGUCUGUGAUCUGGUGUGACAGACACAGGUUUGCCACACAUCCAGGAUGUCUGUGAUCUGGUGUGACAGACACAGGUUUGCCACACAUCCAAGUGGUCUGUGAUCUGGUGUGACAGACACACGUUUGUCACACAUGUAGGUGGUCUGUGAUCUGGUGUGACAGACACAAGUUUGUCACACAUCCAGGAUGUCUGUGAUCUGGUGUGACAGACACAAGUUUGCCACACAUCCAGGUGAUCUGUGAUCUGGUGUGACAGACACAAGUUUGCCACACAUCCAGGAUGUCUGUGAUCUGGUGUGACAGACACAAGUUUGUCACACAUCCAGGAUGUCUGUGAUCUGGUGUGACAGACACAAGUUUGUCACACAUCCAGGUGGUCUGUGAUAUGGCUUGGUAUUCUCGCUCCAAUCAGAGUUACUUGUUUGCUCCGUUUGACAAUCAAGGCUAAACAAAGGAGGCAAUGCCUGGUAUAUCCCCCUGCAAAUGUCUAGCCAUUCUGGGAUUCAUUGAGCAAUGCUCCUUUGGAAGUUCAAAUAUAAUCUGAGAGCCGAAGUAUUUUCAAAAUGAAGUGUGCAAAAAACACAGAAAAAAACACGAAAUCCAAUCAAGACGACAAGACAGUUAUAAUGUGAAGUUGAUAUUUUCAUUCACGAGACACUCAUGGACUGUUCUUUUGUUUCCUGCAGAGUUGUGCCCCUUUGACAUGUCAGAAUCCUAUGAUUGUGGGUUUGAGCCCAAGAUUUGCCCUUUGUAUGACCCCUGUUUGUCAGCACACCCGUGCUUCAAGGUGUAUGCCGCCUCACUUGCCACAUGCUCACUUUCCAUUAUCUGAAGACUGAAAUAUGUUUUGUGUAUGUAGAUUGCUCGGUUAGCCCUUCACUGUUUCUAGGAUAAAUAUUCUUGUCUUGAGUACAUCCAGUCAAAAGUAAGCUUGCUAGUUUUCUAGUUGUAUGUUGUGUUCAGAGUUGGAUUGAAAUCAGUGUUGUCUGGCAGCAUCCAUCUUUUUCUUUCUGAAUCUCGGGGCGGUCAGGUAGCCUAGUGUUUGAAGCAUUCGCUCGUCACUCUGAAAACCCGGGUUUGAUUCCCGACAUGGGUACAAUGCGUGAAGCCCAUUUCUUGUGUCCCAUGCUGUGAUAUUGCUGGAAUAUUGCUAAAAGCGGCAUAAAACCAUAUUCACUCACUCACUCACUUUCUGAAUCUCAUUUUAUACACAAUUUAGAGAACUUCAGACAAUAUUUAGUUUGUCUAUUGCUUGUCAAAUCCAAUGAUGUCUUUCUGUCAUGGCCAAUGCAAUCUCUGUUUAAAUGUACUUAAGUGAACAUUAUUUUGCUCAGCUGAAAGCAUUGCUGUGAUUAUGAAGGAAUUGAUUUAUUGAAUUUUUGCCCCAAAUUAUGAUUGAAUACAAUAUUGUAUCAUGAUUUCAGUAUUACUUAAACUGUUAAACUGCCAGCUUCAUGGCACCCACGUCCUAAGGUGAUGAUGCUGGUCUGACUUACAAAGAGCAGCAGGAUCACCGUGACGAAUGUCUACAGACUAUCACUGUUUUUGAGUUGGUCUUCUUGAAUGACUCUGUCCCAUUCCUUGAAGCUAUGUAAUGUCUACAGACUAUCACUGUUACUGAGUUGGUCUUCUUGAAUGACUCUGUCCCAUUCCUUGAAGCUAUGUAAUGUCUUCAGAUUAUCACUGUUACUGAGUUGGUCUUGAAUGACUCUGUCCCAUUCCUUGAAGCUAUGUAAUGUCUUCAGUCUAUCACUGUUUCUGAGUUGGUCUUCUUGAAUGACUCUGUCCCAUUCCUUGAAGCUAUGUAAUGUCUUCAGAUAAUCACUGUUUCUGAGUUGGUCUUCUUGAAUGACUCUGUCCCAUUCCUUGAAGCUAUGUAAUGUCUACAGAUUAUCACUGUUUCUGAGUUGGUCUUCUUGAAUGACUCUGUCCCAUUCCUUGAAGCUAUGUAAUGUCUUCAGAUAAUCACUGUUUCUGAGUUGGUCUUCUUGAAUGACUCUGUCCCAUUCCUUGAAGCUAUGUAAUGUCUUCAGAUUAUCACUGUUUCUGAGUUGGUCUUCUUGAAUGACUCUGUCCCAUUCCUUGAAGCUAUGUAAUGUCUACAGAUUAUCACUGUUUCUGAGUUGGUCUUCUUGAAUGACUCUGUCCCAUUCCUUGAAGCUAUGUAAUGUCUACAGAUUAUCACUGUUUCUGAGUAGGUCUUCUUGAAUGACUCUGUCCCAUUCCUUGAAGCUAUGUAAUAAGGAGCCAUGCUGCUCGUUGUGAAAGGCGACUGGACUGGGUGAAUGUAAUCAGGUGGUGUGGCUCCGUUGAUUGUGUGUCUUGUCUUACCUGAGGUGAGAUGAGGUGAGGUGUUGAUCUGACCUCACCCACUGGUCUUUGUACCUUGUACCAUCUGUGUCUAUAUCUUGUCAGCAAAUCUGUAUCUGUACCUAUGCUGCUGUAAGAAACAAGAGAAAUAACUGGAGAGGAAAUGAACAAGAAAUUGAGUAUCUCAUGUACAUAGUUAUAGAACAAAAAUGUUGGAUUUGGAUGUAUUUCUCAUUUCUUGCUUUGUUGAUAUUUACUUUAUUAUUAUGUAUUGUGCUUCACAUCACCUGAUUUAUGCAACCAAUAUAUUGAAUCUAUCUACAUCCCUAAAUAAUCAUCAGUCAGUAAUAUAUUAUGUUUCAAGUCCCAUAGACCUCCCCCAUCAUCUCCCCCCCUGUCCUUCAACCCCCACUUUAAACACUGCAUCUUCCUGAGGCAGGGCGUUAACUGACUAUCAAAGUCCGACUUGAUCGUCGUGCCACCAGCGGCUGUUACGUGUUAUGUUACCUUCAAUGUCCCUUCUAUGUCCCUCCUAUUGACCAAUUAGAUUCCAUCUCUGAUAUCACUUGCAUUUUCUUCAAACAAAAUGGCGGCACCCAGUCAAGUCGAUCUGAUCGAUAAUCAAGAUCUAAAAUUGUAAUAAAACGGGUCCUAGUAGGUCUUCCUUGAUUGUAAACCAUAUGUGUUAUCAAGGCUUUGACAUUAGGACAUGGACUUACAAUGCCUCACAUGGGUGGACAUGGACUUACAAUGCCUCACAUGGGAGGACAUGGACUUACAAUGCCUCACAUGGGAGGAUUAUGUUUAAAAUAGACUCAAACAUUGUGUAUUUAUCAGCUUUUCAGUACGGUUCAAUAAAUUGCCUCACCAAA